This is a messenger RNA of Anneissia japonica, 4869 nucleotides long. Its product is annotated as 5-phosphohydroxy-L-lysine phospho-lyase-like. The record is from RefSeq and is a predicted model, not a curated record. NCBI's taxonomy places the organism in Eukaryota, Metazoa, Echinodermata, Crinoidea, Comatulida, Comatulidae. Bases 255 to 1778 code for a protein of 507 amino acids. Gene Ontology annotation, cellular component: mitochondrion. Gene Ontology annotation, molecular function: transaminase activity; pyridoxal phosphate binding. The transcript has 13 exons.
GCGCAGACGGGUUUCUAGGCCAAAUUAUUGCGCGAAGGAAAGGUCUACAUUCCGCACGCAGGCCAUAAACUACUACUCUAAGCUAGUGAUCCUUUUGCCUUUAAAAUGCAAAAAGCGCUUGCCAAGGGCAUGCCUCGCCGAAAAUGAGAUUAAAAAAGGCGCUAAUUGAUACGGUUUUAUUAUUAUUAAUUACAGCAUUAUCGUAGCCUUUCUACUUUGCAUAUCACUUGGGUUUUGGACAGUUAUAGAAAGGAAUGGAGACUUUACCAAAAAAUACAACAGUGAAGAAGAGGAAACAGUUCAUUGGUGACACAUGUAAGCUGCACUACAGUGAUUCUCCACUCAAGAUCGUGCGAGGAGAGGGGCAAUACUUGUACGAUGAGAAAGGGGGAAAAUACUUGGACUGCAUCAACAAUGUUGCACAUGUUGGACAUUCUCAUCCAGAUGUUGUAGAGGCCGGUGUAAAGCAGAUGCGUUUACUGAAUACAAAUUCGCGUUUUCUUCAUGACAAUCUCGUAGAGUAUGCAGAGAGAAUCACAAGUACACUGCCUGAGAAACUAUGCAUCUGUUUUAUGGUCAAUUCUGGAUCUGAGGCAAAUGAUCUUGCCUUGCGCUUAGCAAGGGCCCACACUGGCCACCAUGAUGCUAUAGUCCUAGACCAUGCAUACCAUGGGCACGUGUCAACCGUAAUGGACUUGAGCCCGUAUAAAUUCAACCAGCCAUGGGCCAAAGGCAACCACCAUAAAGAAUGGGUGCAUGUUGUCCCACCUCCUGACAUGUACCGAGGUAAGCAUUGCGAUGCUGAAAAGCCUGGUGAAGAAUAUGCUAAAGAAGUGAAAAAAGUCAUCAACAAAGCUCAUAUUAAGGGCAGGAAGAUUGCUGCAUUUAUUGCUGAAUCAUUACAGAGCUGUGGAGGUCAAAUUAUUCCUCCUCCUGAUUACUUCAAAAAUGUCUUUAAGUAUGUCCAUGAAGCUGGUGGUGUCUGCAUCUUAGAUGAAGUACAAGUAGGAUUUGGACGUGUGGGCUCCCAUAUGUGGGCUUUCCAGCUUCAAGGGUCAGAUGUCAUUCCGGACAUAGUCACGAUGGGUAAACCCAUGGGUAAUGGCCACCCAGUGGCAGCUGUCAUUACAACUACAGAAAUAGCAGCAAGCUUCGCUGCUGGAGGAUACCAGUACUUCAAUACAUAUGGGGGUAACCCAGUGUCGUGUGCUAUAGCAAAUGCUGUACUGGAUGUAAUCAAAAAGGAGGACUUGAUGGGACAUGCCAUCACUGUUGGUAACUUCCUUAGAGAUGAAUUCAUUAAGAUGAUGGAUGAGUUUGAGGUAAUUGGAGAUGUCAGAGGAGUUGGGAUGUUUAUCGGUCUUGACCUUGUAAGGAAUAGAAGUACAAAAACACCAGCAACUAUAGAAGCUAGACAUAUUGUGAAAAGGUUGAAGGAAAAAUACAUCCUUCUAAGUUCUGAUGGACCACACAACAAUGUGCUUAAGUUCAAACCACCAAUGUGCUUAUCGAUGGAAGAUGCCCGCCAUCUUUUAUGCACUCUUAGAGAUGUCCUGCAGGAGCUUAAAGACCUGGAACCAGAGAUCAUUGCCCUUAUGCAUCGGGAACCCAAGAUGCGUACGAGAAAGAGGGCGCACUCAAGUGAGGAUGAUGAUGACGAGGUUCAAUCGACAACAUCCAGUGGUAUUGGUGUAUCCACAGCUAGCUCGCCUGUGGAACCAGAUUCAGACAGUGACAUCCAUUUUCGAGUACCAGAGAAGGUGCCCUGUUUGGAGUAAUAUAAUCAAUGCGGAAAUUAAAUCAACCUACAUUAGUAUAAACUAAGUAUACUUGUAGUUACGAUUUUCAAGAUAAUAAUAAUAAUAAUAAUUACUUUAUUUAAACACGGAAAAACUUGAUCACCCAAGGGUGUUUUUCAUCAAGGCCGUGCAAGGCCAUAAGUGGUAAAAUAUAAAAAUACAAAAUACAUAACAAAAGUAUAAACGUUAAAGAAUAUGAUUAAGUAAUAAAUGUGAUUAAAAUGUGAAAUUAAAUAGUAUCUUUGGCUUAAAAUAAAUAAAAAACAUAUACAUUAAUUAAUUUAAUAUACAUAAUUGAUUAAUUUAAUAUCAGAAGUUAGAUUAGAUUAAUGAUUUCUUUAGAUGUGGAUAGUUAUGUUAUCAUUUUUCUUUGAUGCUAGUAAAUCAUUUAACUAGCCAAUCACAUUAUUGCUAAACAUCUUUAUUUGUGUCUACAUAGAGAAUUUUACAUUCUGAGAUACUAGUUGCUGAUGUUAGGAAUUUAUGGCAUUAUUUUACUUAAUUAUCUUAUUUGCUGCAUGACGCAAACAAUCUUUUUUCUUUUUUUUUCAAAUUGUAAUGAAACCUCUUUAAAUGCAAGACAAUGCAAAUAUAUAUUUUAAAAGAGGUGCAAUAUUAGACUGGUGUGCAGAAUAGAGUGAGAGUAAGAAAUUGUAAUCUACAAAUAAGAAAACCUAAAUUUGUACUUUGUUUAGAAUGAUUUGUAGGAUGGAUGGGCCUUUAUAUAGUUUGUGAAAAACAACAAAGUGUGUUCAAGUUAGGUGCUGUUGUUACUGAUUUUUUGUUUACUAAGAAUACUAAGAAAAAUACAAAGAAAACUAAGAGAGUCCUUAGCAAGAAACAUACACAAUGAAAAUUAAACUUAAUUUUAAUACAAACUAACAAACUACUUCAAUUGUGUUCGCUCUUGGUGUGAGCCAAAAUAUGUUGAUUUUUUUCUUCAUCUGAUCCAGCAUGUAAGUCACCAUUUGGAGUAUUUUAUUGCUUUGUCACUAAAUGGUAAUAUGUACUACUGAAUAAUAUUUUAAUUACUUUAUAAUUGGUACCACCAAAAAAAUCUUAUUACUAUUUUUAUAUGUAGACUACAAUUAUAGUAUAAAAUACUUGGCCAGUUGUCAAUUAGUUUGUGGAAAUAAAACAUGUUAAAAUACAUGUUGUUGCCACAAUUUACUGUGAUUGUGUUAUAAUUGAGUUAUAAUUUGUGGUGUGAGUGACACUGCACUUUUUUUUUUGUAAACCGACACAUAAUUUAGCAGUUACAGUAGUUUCUUCUAUUGCUUUUAUGUGUUCAUUAAUGUGUGCUUUAUAAUUAUGUUAUAUUUUAAGUUUGGCCCCCACAAAGUCUUAUUACUAUUUGUAUAUAUCACUAUAAUUAAUUUUAUAAAAUAUUUCAAUAAUUUUCAACUUCCUUAAUUUUGAAUACAGUAUGCAAUCCUGGCAAUUUUUAAAUAUUAUUGAUAAUAGUUUAGAUUACUGUAUCAGAAUUUUGACUGGAAUUCAUUUUUAUUGAAAUUGUGUCACGCGUGUUAGAAAGUAUGCGCUGCUAUUAUACUAUAAUUAUUAAUUGGUAAACCACCAUGAAAUUUCAUUACUAUUAAUUUUUAUAAUAUUAAGAUUCAAUUGAAAUUUUAUUUAAAAGGAUCAAAUAAGUUAUAAAUUGCAACUAGAAACAGAUCUGGAAAAAAAGAAAAAGUUUUUUGCUGAUUAUAGACAUUUUACUACAAAAGUCUUUACUGUACAUUGAUUACCAGCACGUUUACAGGUGCAAAAGAAUACAGUAAAGUAUUAUUUAACAGUCCAUUAAUUUUCUCAUUAAAAUUUGUAAUUGUAAAUUAGUAACUGUCUGUUUUGACCUACAGGAAAAUUUAAUUCUGUAUUUUAUAUUUAAAUAUAUGAUAUAGAAUUAUAUUUUCCUUUAUUAUCUCACAACAGGCAGUACAUCUUUAAUGAGAAAUGUGCAAUUUUUAGGGUCUACAAAUGGCUUAUAGAUGUUAAGUUGGUGCGCUCCUGGUGAAAAACUACAGAUAUUAGAAACACAAGAUAGAACUUGCCACAUAAAAAAAGAACUGUAACACCGAAAUUCAUGGUGGCAAUACAAGAAAUGGGGCGCCACUUAUGUUGGGAUGUAAAAGCUGUGGCGUAUAUCCGCUUCACUUUUGCUAUGCGAGAGUUCUAUCAUGUGUUUCUAGUAAUUACUUAUAAACUAUAUAAAUAUCCAUUUUAGCCGUUAUAUUUUCAAGGUUGGAAAUAAUGUAGAAAUGACUGUUAAACAGUUCUUUUAAUUGUAGGUUUUAGUCGACAUUAGUGUUUCAAGCUUAAAGGUGUGGAGUUUUGGUAUUACAACAAAGAAAAUUUAAACAUUUGUCUUGAAGAAUUUUAUUACGCUUUUCUGUUUUUCAUUGUGAAGCAAAUCACUAAUAAUACUUAUAUGUUACUUGAUAAUCAAGUAGAUUAAUAAAAUCUUUAAAUUACAGACCAUCUUGGGACUAUCACUGAAGCCAGUGGGAUUUGAGGGGUUCAAAAUAAGUGCCCUUUACAAUUAUUAGUACAAUUUCCAUAAACUUUUCUAGGAGGCUCCCCUCACAGUAUAUUAUUAUACAAUUAAUGUAAAAAAUGCCACAUUAUCUUUCUGUAAUUUGACAUUGGUUGAUACUGUAUAUUAUUGAGUUGAAAUCUGUAAAUUUAAGUGCUAUUUCUUGUCACUUUGUUUACCAUUUCAAUUUCAGUUUUUAGUGGGGCCUGCUGUGAAACACUUCUGUUGGGAGUCAGAAGGCCUGUUGUCAUGGGACAAGACAUGUGCAAUUUAAAAACCAGGGAAAUACUGUUUUGGCAUCCUUAAAUGGACCAUAACGUCAGUGCUCUGUUUUGGAGUUUUUGUAUUAAUAUUGUAUUAUUGAGGGGUCCCUUUGAUGGGGAGGUGGCUUAGCUUCACCCCUGAGAGCCCACUGAAGAUUGGAGUGAUUCAAAGACAAAUAAGCGUACUGCUGACAUGUUUGUAAGAUUCCGAGUUAAUUGUAAAUAACUGCUAUAUUAACAAAGAGGAACUGGAAAUAUAUAUUAUUUUGUAAAA